This is a messenger RNA of Capsicum annuum, 889 nucleotides long. RefSeq names its product membrane protein PM19L. The transcript has 3 exons. The record is from RefSeq and is a predicted model, not a curated record. Bases 110 to 658 code for a protein of 182 amino acids. NCBI's taxonomy places the organism in Eukaryota, Viridiplantae, Streptophyta, Magnoliopsida, Solanales, Solanaceae.
UUUCUGCCCUAGAAUUUAUAAAACUAUAUAACCGAAAAAAAAAAAAUAGAUUAAAGUUUCUGAAAAUCUGUGGAACCAAAGAGAAUUAGUGAAUUAUUUGCAAGAGGAAAUGGCAAGGACAGUGGCUAGGAGUAUUGCAGCACCAUUGUUGUUUUUAAACUUAAUAAUGUAUUUAAUUGUGUUGGGUUUUGCUAGUUGGUGUCUCAAUAAGUACAUUAAUGGCCAAACUAAUCAUCCUAGUUUUGGUGGAAAUGGUGCAACAAUGUUCUUUCUAAUAUUUGCCAUAUUAGCAUCUAUGUUGGGAAUAAUAUCAAAAUUAAUGGGUGGAAAUCACCUAAGGGCAUGGAGAAAUGAUAGUCUUGCUGCUGCUGGUUCUUCUGCUAUUGUUGCAUGGGCUGUUACUGCACUUGCUUUUGGAUUGGCAUGCAAGGAAAUAAACAUAGGAGGAUGGAGAGGAUGGAGGCUUAGAGUUCUUGAAGGAUUUACUAUAGUCCUAGCAUUUACACAACUCCUCUAUGUUCUCCUACUCCAUGCUGGAAUGUUCAGUAGCCGUUACGGUCCCGGUUACCGGGAAACUGAAUACGGGGCUGCCGGAGGAGUACCACCUCCGGCGCCCGGAGAAAAAGGUGUAGGGGUACCUACAACAGGGGUAGUGUAAUGGGGAGUGCCAUAAUGUGCUUUGUAUGGUUAUGUUUGUAAAAAUAUCUAGAGAUGGGAGUACUUUUGGGGUGUACUAGCUGGAGAGUGUAAAUAAUGUGUUGUUUUAAUAAGGUUUGGGGUAUUUAGUGGUAAUGUUUUGGUUACCUACGAACUACUAUGUAAUAUGUAGGUAGAACCGGACAUGUGUUUUUGAGUUUUACUAUGAUAGUUUGAUUGGGUUUUUAAUUAA